This is a messenger RNA of Macrobrachium nipponense, 1899 nucleotides long. RefSeq names its product nuclear pore complex protein DDB_G0274915-like. The transcript has 3 exons. Bases 12 to 1721 code for a protein of 569 amino acids. NCBI's taxonomy places the organism in Eukaryota, Metazoa, Arthropoda, Malacostraca, Decapoda, Palaemonidae. The record is from RefSeq and is a predicted model, not a curated record.
UGUCGUAAAAAAUGUUUUUGAAAAAUGUAAAAUUAGUGAUAUAUUACUCCAUUGUUUACGAGAUCUGCUGCGUCUCCUGCGGGAUUUUAAAGAUGGACACGGACUACGAAAACGUCAAACCGGACGCGAUGCGCUCAACCAGCGUUUCUAACUCUCGUAGUAAAGCAAGUUCGAAAAUAUAUAACGAAACGUUUGAAGCGUUAGCUAAAGUGUUCGACAGAUUCGUGAAGGCUCACGUCACGGAAAGCAGAGCGAAUCCGAAGUCGUAUUUGUCUUGGUUUAGCGAACUGUCGGAUUCGCAACUCGAGAAUAAGCGAGAUGGGUCAUCUCCUUUAAUACCAGCGAGGUUCUCGGAAUACCUUACGUUAUUUCGCGAUUUGGUAGAACGAAAAGGCGGAAUGGAGGGUUCUAAUACGAGAAAAACGCCAAGAGUUCAAACGAACGCUUCGCAGGAAGGAGAAUCAAGUGCUAAAUCGCGCGUACGAAGGCGCGACAAGGGCGUGAUGUACUUACCCGUCAGAGGAGGGGGCGGCUCCUCGUCUUCUUGCCCAUCGUACGCGGACACCGUAGCCUCCUCCCUCACCCAGAUGGCCUUCGCCUCGAUGGUCGUAACGGUCUUCAACGCCGUCGCCAACAUCGCCAACAACAUCAACAACAACAACCGCAACGACAACAUCAACAGCAACAGCAACAUCGACAGCAACAACGCGAACGUGGCGAGCAACAACAACAACGCGAACCAGGUGAACAUCAUCAUACCUCCGCCAAUCCCUCCCGGAAGAAGCCUCGAGUUCAAGCGGAAGCGGCAACAGAUUCUUAGACUCAAGAAGAUCAGCAAGAAACUUCUCGAGCUGCAGAAGGCCAGGGACCAGACUAAAAGCAGAAGUUCGAGGUCUGUUAAGGAGAAAAAUGGAAUUAUAAUUAAAGAUAUUGUUAAGCCUAUGCCGAAAACUUCCUCAAAAUCGGCUGGUUUAAGCAAACCUGUAGCUAGGCCUAAGACAACAGGUACCAUAAAUGUUUUGAAUGAGGCUGGGCCUGGGCCUAUGAAAAUUAAUUGUAGAUCUAGAAAAGCUUACGCAAGAGCAGCUCUCAACACCUUGCGGGCGGCUCAGGAGAUCUUAUCCAAUGCAAAUGUAAGGAGCAAUAAUGGACGCAUAGAUCCUGCAGAUAAGAACAUAAAACUUGCAGACAGUAAAAACGUAGAGAAGAAGAAUAACGUAGAAAUUGACAGUAUUUGGAAAGUAGUCAAUCUUCUUCGACAAACGUCAGUAUAUAAUUCCAGUACUAGACCGAAGUGGCAAGAUUUCAAAUCUAGUGUUACUAGGCCGAAGUGGCAAGAUUUUGGUAACCAAACCAACUCCAGUGAAACAGGAAUAAGGCGGCAAACCUUUAAUAACCAAAGAAAUAUCCUUGGCAGUGACUUACGACAAACGAAAACAUCUUACGGUAACGGGAAAACGACGAAUAAAUCCGUCAUCCAGAAAGCUAAGAGUAACGACACGGUCGAAUCCGCUCUACUAGACGUGUGCUCUCCGGCGCGUCACUUAUGUGACUCCCUCGACCCUCAGUCCACAAUCGACCCGAAUAUCGUCGACCAUUUAGUUCAGAUGGGAAGAUGGCGUGAUGCCGUGUUGGGCCGCCAGAGACCCUUCCAGGUACCAUCUGGAACCGUGACCCCUGGAUUUACCUGUCUCCAGGUGACUGCGGUCUGCCAGUCAUAGUUGAGGAAAGACUGGGGUUCACUUCCACUGGAAGUUUACGAGAUUCCACAAAUAAAAGGGGACGAAUGAAGAUGAGACUCUCUGUGUUUACAUACAUCCUCUUCUUGGUGUUGGCUGUGGGAAGCCUGGCAAGAUUUCGACAUAGAGAUGUGACUGAAAAUCGCCAUAUUACAUCAAG